GGAAAACGGCGCUUUUGAGCACGCGACUAAAAAAGUGUUCUCCACGCUUGUGGUUGGAGGACCUGAAUCUUGACUUCGUCUUGAGCGCACCGAGAGAAGAUCGUUUGAGUAUAUGGAGGAGAAUUGAGCCGGAAGAGUGGAGGGGCAGACCCGUCAAUUCCGCCGCACCUUCUCCUCCGGUGCCCGCGAUGUGGAGGAGGGGCAGUCGCAAGUGCGGGCAUUGACGACUGACCUGACGUGCUGAAAUACUGUACCGCGACACGCUUUUCGCGCCCGCAAUCUUGCUUUCCCUUUUCUUCGCGCGCCUUUUGCAAAGUUGGAAGACUGGCUGCUAAAUAUUGAGAUUGGCUGAUCUCACACAAAAGCCUGGAUUCAAGCAUAUAAACGCAACAUAUUGGAUAUCAUAAAUAUGGAGGUCCCAACAGCAAAAUCAGUGCCUGAGACGAAGAGUUUGGCAGAGAUAUACCCAGAAGAUGCAUUGAAAAAACAAACGACAAGAUGGAAUGCUUUGCUCAAGCAGUUCCGCGAAACAUACAACAAAAGCCCGGAUUUCGUAUCGAGAAGUCCGGGCAGAGUGAACAUCAUUGGAGAGCACAUCGACUAUUCGUUAUACGAGGUCUUGCCAAUGGCAGUCACAGAGGACGUCUUGCUCGCAGUCUCCAUACACAAGAAAGAGUCCGGACCCAGCACGAUACGACUCAACAAUGUACACUCACACAAAUUCGAGGCACGAGAAUUCGAUAUCCCCGAUACUGGAGACGUACACAUCGAUUCAACAACACUGGAAUGGACGAAUUACUUCAAGUCAGGCUUGGUUGGCGCAACAGAAUUGCUUCGCAAGAAAUCGAAAGAGUUCAAGUGCAGUGUGGGCAUGGACAUACUUGCAGAUGGCACAGUACCAUCAGGAGGCGGCUUGUCGAGUAGCGCGGCAUUUGUGUGCGCUAGCGCUUUGGCAGUGAUGAAGGCCAACGGGGUGGAGCAGGUUGACAAGAAAGAGCUGGUCGAGCUGGCGAUUGUCUCGGAGCGAGCAGUGGGUGUGAAUUCGGGAGGCAUGGAUCAGUCUGCCUCUGUGUUUCCUCUGCAAGGCUCCGCUCUCUAUGUGUCUUUUGUGCCCGGACUUUCAGCGACGAACGUCAAAUUCCCAGAGCUAAAGUCACCACUCACAUUCGUCAUUGCUCAGUCAUUCGUGGCGGCGGACAAGCACACCACAGGUCCAGUGUGUUACAACCUCCGAGUGGUCGAGGUCACACUUGCAGCUCUGGUAUUAUCCAAGAUUUUCCGGUUGUCAAACCUGCCUUCGGAUUCUGGUCCACUAGGCGUAAGUCUGCGAGGCUUCCACGAUACGUAUUUCCAGGAGAAGGAAGGCAUCAAGGACAACCACCAGAUCUCGAAAGAGGACUUCCGCCAACAACUCCAAGACCUCAUCCACAAAGUCGACCAAUACCUGCCACAAGAGGAGGGUUACACACGAGAACAGCUCUCAGACAUUCUAGGCAUCAGCAUCCCAGACUUGGAGCAACGAUACAUGUCCAAAUUCCCGAUCCGAGCAGAGAAGUUCAAGCUCAGACAACGAGCAUUGCACGUAUUCAGCGAAGCCAGUCGCGUACUGGCAUUCAUGGAUCUUUUGACCUCUCCUGCGCCUCAAACGGAUGCUGAGAAUGCAGAGCUCCUGAAAUCUCUUGGUGAGCUCAUGAACGAGACCCAGGAUUCAUGUCGAGACAUUUACGAAAAUUCGUGUCCGGAACUCGAUGAGCUUUGCACACUUGCCAAGUCCGCUGGGUCAUAUGGUAGUCGGUUGACUGGUGCUGGUUGGGGUGGCUGUACUGUGCAUCUUGUACCUGCUGAUAAAGUUGAGGCUGUUAAGCAGAAGUGGGUUACAGAGUACUACAAGAAGAAGUUUCCGGAUAUUACUGAGGAGAAGUUGAGUGAGGCGAUUGUUGUGAGUAAGCCUGGGAAUGGCAGUGCUGUGUUCCAGGUCGAUGGAAGGGAAGAGGUGUGAGGAAUUUGAUCGAUUUGUUGUACAGAGAUGGCUCAUCUUGCAUAAUUGGAGUUCAAAUGCAUAGCGAGAGAAAUUGUUUAGAAUAGAUGCACACGUGCUGUCGUGGCAUCUAUGCAGAACAAGCUGGUUUAGGCAUGGUAUCUUCAUCUUGUUAUCGAGGCCCAGCGUCAUCCAUACACUGAACGUGUUCGCAAGCGUUGAGAUCGAGCGAUACUGUGUAUUCUCACUGAAACCUGCUUGCUCC
Molecule: messenger RNA, 2243 nt
Organism: Cercospora beticola
Lineage: Eukaryota; Fungi; Ascomycota; Dothideomycetes; Mycosphaerellales; Mycosphaerellaceae
Gene: GAL1
Product: galactokinase
Biological process (GO): carbohydrate phosphorylation; galactose metabolic process
Cellular component (GO): cytoplasm; cytosol
Molecular function (GO): ATP binding; galactokinase activity
Source: RefSeq, a predicted model, not a curated record